Molecule: messenger RNA, 806 nt
Organism: Daphnia magna
Lineage: Eukaryota; Metazoa; Arthropoda; Branchiopoda; Diplostraca; Daphniidae
Product: transmembrane protein 41A-A
Exons: 4
Coding region: 73-744 (223 amino acids)
Source: RefSeq, a predicted model, not a curated record
GUAUCGCUUGUGGUGGGUAGCUUAUUAUAUUUACCAGUUAUUUGGCUUGCCGCCACUGGUUGGUUACUUCUUAUGACCACCGUUUUCGUACCCGAUUCAGAGGCUAUUAAAAACUUAAGGGAUGUGCUGAAAUUUCCAGGAAACCUUGAGGAUCUGAAGACUUUAACUGAGACAUUACUUGAAUUUAAGAAAUUCCACCCUUUAUAUGUUUACAUUCUGUUCUGUACAUCAUAUCUUUACAAGCAAACCUUUGCAAUCCCAGGCUCAGUUUUCCUGAACAUUUUAUCUGGAGCACUUUAUGGAACUGUAAAAGGAACAUGUCUUUCUAGCCUUUUAACUGCAACUGGUGCAUCCAUGUGUUAUUUCCUUUCAUUGCUGUCAGGAACUGAUUUCAUACUCAAUACCUGGCCUGAAAAAAUGAGCCACUUAAGGGCACAGGUUGACAACAACCAGGAGAGACUUCCAUACUUUUUGCUGUCACUGAGGCUUGUGCCUGUCUCUCCCAAUUGGUUUAUAAAUGCGACAUCUCCGAUUCUUGGAAUUCCUAUUAAAAUAUUUGCUGUCACGGCAUUUAUAGGUCUAAUGCCAUACAACUUUGUGUGUGUGAAAGCAGGAAGUGUGCUGUCUGAACUUACAUCAGUCAAUGAUUUACUGAAUUUUCAGAUGGUAUGCAACCUAAUGCUUGUGGCAGGAGUUGCAUCACUUCCUGGAUUUUUAAACAAGAAACUGCAAAAGAUGUCUUAAAACCAUUAGUGUAUGAGAAAUGUAACAACCCCCUGUUGAAUAUAGGAAUAUUUGGUACUUUA